Messenger RNA from Astrephomene gubernaculifera, 402 nucleotides. The record is from the annotation of a GenBank genome assembly. NCBI's taxonomy places the organism in Eukaryota, Viridiplantae, Chlorophyta, Chlorophyceae, Chlamydomonadales, Astrephomenaceae.
CUGGAUCUUCUGCGUCGGGUGGUGGGCGCCUCACGCCGGCUGCACACCUUGGACGUGUCAGGCGCUAUGAGUGCGGCUGACGCAGCCCUGCUGUCCUCUCUAGCCCUCUAUACGGCACCUCCUGCAAUUCCCGGCAUGGAGGAGGAGGCACGUGACGCGGCCGCCCUCGGGUAUCUGCCUUACCCGUCGCUACAGCUCUUCGGCAACCCCCAUUCCGUUGGCGACGACGACCCGGAGCACGUUGCUGCUGCUGCUGCCGCGGCCGCUGCUGCUAGGCGCCAGGCCGCAGCAGCAGAGGCUGCGGCGGUUGCUGUAACCGGUCCCUAUCCCGGCAGUGCCGCCACUGCUGCCAGCACCCGCAGCGGCACCUCGUCUUCUUCAGCCUCUUCCCUGGACGCCGAG